AUGCUUUCUAUAUCAAGAUUUGAAUUAUAUUUAACUGAUUUUUUCAAAGAACGUGGUCAAUACAUAUUCAAUUUUAACAAUCGAAGUUUUAUGAAGGUUUGGUUUAUAGAGCUACCGAUGUCAUUUUCUUACAGUGCUUUGGUUAGACAAUCACAUUAUGCAUUUUCUUCAUUGAUGUUGAUGCAUUGCCUGAAACCACAAGUUGUUAAAGAUAUUGCUGCUGCCACUGGUAUUUCAUCUUCACUGUUGGCGACCAAUAAUUUUAUUUCUCCUUCACAACAACAGCAAUUGAAAAUAAUGUCACUUCAAUAUUUUGAUCAAUCAAUUUUUGAAAUGAAGAAAUUACUUGACAAUUCAUGCACAGUUGAGGGUUCUUAUCCUUUACCAAUUGCAACACAAUUGUUCUUUGGAUUGAUUUUUCAGUUUACAUAUUUGGCUUAUGAUCAUUUAUCAGUACCACUUUUAACAUUUGAUGAAAUGGAAUUGGAUUACAUUUCAUUAUGUAAAAGUUAUAAAAUAGCCACAGGGAAAUGUAUCAGACCCAUUCUUAGUUCACCAUUGAAAGAAUUGUUUUUAUACAGAAUGGUUAAAUCAACAGUGCCUCCAGAAGAUCAAGUCAUUAAUCCUAUCGUAGUGUCUUUGACAGAAGAAUUAGAAGAUUUAAAAGAUACGUAUCUGAAUAAUUCUGGAUUUAUGAGACAAUAUGAUAUUUAUAAAACUGCUGUCAAUGAAAUAAGACAAGGAAUAUUUUCAACUGCUAUGUGUAAAUUCCCAUUCCCAUUUAUGUUGUGUUGUUUAGAUUUUAGUUCUGAAUUGAGAGAUUUGAUGCAUGAAGGACAAUAUUUUGCAUUAAGAUUGUUGUAUGUUUAUUCAUGUUUAUGUAUUUUCUGUAAAUUUUACAUGGAAAGAGAUGCUAAUUUAUGGACAGAUUAUAUUAUUUGGUAUAAAGAAAGAUCCACAUUUUUUGAUGGUGGAUUAUCAAGUGAAUUAGAUUAUUGCUUGUACAAAUUGGUUACUGAAUCAGAUUUUAUCAUCAAAUAUGAAAAUUUUGAGAGUUUUGACCCAAUUACUGAGUGGUGUAACAUCGAGUCAAGUAGAUAG
Molecule: messenger RNA, 1101 nt
Organism: Candida tropicalis MYA-3404
Lineage: Eukaryota; Fungi; Ascomycota; Pichiomycetes; Serinales; Debaryomycetaceae
Exons: 1
Coding region: 1-1101 (366 amino acids)
Source: RefSeq, a predicted model, not a curated record